AUGAAUCACUUAACCAAUCAAAUCGUAGAAAUCUCUGUCCAUCUUUUGAAUUGUGUUUAUAGGCAUGGAUCUUUUCUGAGGUUUGUCAACUAUUUACUAUCUUCUUUAACUUAAAAAGAGGAAAAAGAGGCUUGAUAAGCUUGAGCAUAAGUGAUUUUGUCUCAAGGAGAAGGAAAAUGUUUUGUGUGUGUGCAGCCUCUACUCAUGAAAUAGGCAACCAUUUACAUAAAACUAUUACUUUAAAUUAAGUUGAGGUGAAUUUAUCCGUAGAUGCGACAAAAAUUACUUAAUUCUUAGUUCACUUUAAUUAUUUACAUAAUUUGUGUCAAAAUGUGGAGACUGCUUGUUUUAAAUUAUUAUUUUGUAGUUUGCAAUAUGGAGGCCAUUGGUCUGGCCACUGGUGGUGCAAUUCCUGACAGCAGCUUCACAGCCUCAUCACAUUACGAUAGUAGAUAUCAACCUUCUUAUGCCCGACUGAAUGGAAAUAAUCGAGGUUGGGCACCCAAGACUACGACCAAUCCUGCUGACUACUUACAAGUUGACCUGCUGUAUGAGUACAUUAUCUGUGCUGUUGCUACCCAAGGAGCGAAUGGUAUCAAUGAGUGGACAACAAAUUACAAGAUUCACUUAUCGUUGGAUGGCAUCACGUUUUUCACCUAUAAAGAAAACAAUACUGACAAGGUAGGUUUACAUAAAGAUCAUGCAUAUGUUUGUACAUAUUGAAAAUGCCAACCAGGCACACUCAAUCAAUUGUUUUGAGUCAUAGGAAAUAGAGGCGUUCAGCUUAUUAACAUUCAGAUUCAAUUCUCUUUCUAUGAACAGUUUUCAGGACUCUUUUUUAUCGAUAUACAAGUGCACACAACUCUAUUAGUGUGACAAAUUUAAUUGCGCCAUCACAUGACAAAUAAUGCUUUCAAACUAGUACUGGAACAUACAUUGUUCAUUCGUGUAAAAACAAAACUGUGUGUGGAUGGUACAUACAUGUAAAGACAAUUCACUUCCAAGAUUGUGUAGAUGUUAAGAAGUCCAAGUCAUCCGAAGUUAUCAACCACUACAUCUUAAUUUAACAAUGCAACUUACCUGUUUUCUCAAAAAUCCAGGAGAAAUUUAAAAACAUUUGAUGUGGAAUAUUACCUAUAGUUACGACAUGAUAUGAACACCAACUUUUCCUUUGAGUGUGUGUUACAUAAACCUCCUCCCUGAAUAGUUUCAGCAGAAAUACUAUUUCAACUUCUGAUGCACAGUCACAUAAACUUUUUUUAGUAGUUUUCUAAUAAAAGGGCAUUAGGCAUUAGAGACAUGUACUUAUUCGGAAAGUCUUUGUUCAUUCAUUUCAUUACUUCCCACUUGGAAGUCAAAGUUCAUAGAAGAGCCGAUACUUUGGUAAUAAACGAUGCAGUAGAUUAAUUAAGAAAAUUUUCAUACAAUGAUGUUGCAUUCUGUACAAAAAUUGCAGGUCUUUCCAGGAAACUCAAAUCAAAGAGGCAUCAUAAAAAACAAUCUACGGGAAUUUGCGAGUGGAAAGUUUAUUCGUUUUCAGCCGACAGCCUAUUAUAGUUUCAAGGCUCUGAUGGUGGAAGUUUAUGGAAUUCUUCUAACUAAAGGUAUUUAUUUGCUUUGCUGCGACAAAAUUUAAGUCACAAUAACUAAUUAUUUAUGAAAGCUUAAGGAGCUAAAGGCAAUGGGUGUAGAGUAUUCUCCAAUACAGACUAAUUGAUCCUUGACCAAGGGAGAAUGGUUGUAACAGUUUAAAAGCUGACCAAUGGAGAUUUAAUUCCUGUUGAUCUUUAAAUAUCUCACUUACUACGCUGAGAUCCUUUGCCAAACAAAGUUGUGUUUAGAGUUAUUGUUGAUCAUGCUCCUUACGAUAUGCUGGGAUUCUAGCAUUGAAGAUUCUGAAACCCAGAAGGUGUCCAUGGGAACGUAAUCGUCUCGUGCUGUGUAGAGCAUCUUCACACUCAGGUUAUAAAGAAUGUAUAUCUAAUGCAUAUACACAGUCCCUACUGCUGAUGACCCCCCAGACUGGAACAUCUAAUGCUUUUUCUAUCAUGGCAUAUUUACAUACACAUAAAUCAGCAAUCAGCUAAAAAUUAAAACACACAACUGAUGUUGUUUAUUUCAGUUCCAUCGCAACCUCCGGCAGCCUUCAAUUUGACUGCAAGCUCUCCUACUAGCAUUGCAGCUUCCUGGCAGUUACCACCAGUACUUGCGAGACAUGGAGGAAGCAUUACAGGGUUUAACCUGUUCUAUAAAGAAAAAAGCUCAGCAGGGUUAACAACCACCUUGCCUAUCAACAGCGGAUCGACACUGAGUCAAAAUGUCGUGGAACUUGAUAAGUACACAGAAUAUGAAUUUCAAAUCUUGGCUUUUACCUCUGAUGGGGAUGGCCCAAAGACCCCUGUUAAGGUGGAGAGAACCAAGGAAGAUGGUAUGUGAUAAAUCAAAGUGAAAAGAUAUAAAAUUUGGCCGGUCAAAGAACAUGAUCGUUCAUACAAUUAAUGAUAUCUUGAUGACUGUUAUUUCUCACAUUGCAGUUCCUUCGGGAUCACCUGGUAACUUCACUGUGACUGCAAGCUCUUCGACUAAUGUAACAGCAUUCUGGCAGUUACCAUCAGCAGACUCCAGAAAUGGAAUCAUCGUAGGAUUUAAAUUGUUCUACAAAAGAAAAAGCUCUGGAGAACCAGCAACCGUAAUAACUAUCAACAAUGGAACAACCAGUGCUAAAGAUAUCACUGGCCUUUUUAAGUACACGGAAUAUGAACUUCAAGUAUUGGCCUUUACUUCUGUUGGUGAUGGACCAAAGAGUUCUUCAAGGAUUGAAAGAACAAAAGAAGAUGGUAAGAGAUUAAUUAGUAUUUAACCUCUUAUGUACACUCGGAAUUUCCUCUUUGCAGAGAGCUUUUUUAUGGGUGUAGAUGUAAAAUAAAAAAAAUAGUUCUGAUGCUGUGGUAGAAAGCCCUCGCUGGCCCAUAUUGUUUUUUUGUCAUUGAAGAUAUUUAUUUCUCAUGACGUUUUGCUUGGAUCGAGUAUGUUUAGCCAUCUUCGGCUUUCUUAAAUGUAACUAAUUAUGCCUAGCACAAUUUAAUUUUAAGAUUUUAUUGCAGUUCCAUCGAAACCUCCAAACAAUUUUACUGUGGACGUAAUCUCUUCUACCAGUAUUAAAACAUCCUGGCAGUUACCACCAGAGGACUCCAGAAAUGGAGUUGUCCGAGGAUUUAAAUUGUAUUACAAAAAGAGAGGCUCCACCGGGUUACUAAACACUUUAACUAUUGGAAAUGAGACGAUUCGGACCAAGGAUGUCAUUGGACUAGAAAAGUACACACAGUAUGAAUUUCAAGUGUUGGCCUUCACUUCUGUUGGUGAUGGAGCAAAGAGUUCCGCAAAAGUCGCAAGAACGAAGGAAGAUGGUGAGAAAUAGGAGCUAAUAAGGACGGACUUUGGUUACCAGGGUGUCUGAUGGUACUCAAAUUGAUUUGCCCACUUAG
Messenger RNA from Pocillopora meandrina, 3485 nucleotides. NCBI's taxonomy places the organism in Eukaryota, Metazoa, Cnidaria, Anthozoa, Scleractinia, Pocilloporidae. The record is from the annotation of a GenBank genome assembly.